AUGUGCCGUGCAGACUUGGAUUCCAUCGCAACUACCACGGUGAAACCUGCAAAGGAACUGUCCGGCGCUGCUCCUGCGCCGUUGACACAGGACCAGAUCGCCGACAGGCAAUCUCUCGAGAAGAACACCAGUACCAAAGUCGAGGCACUUCUCGACAUUCUCCGGGCAUCCGCCAACGACCCCACAAACAAGACCAUCAUCUUCAGCCAAUGGACUUCUUUCCUCGAUCUCCUAGAGCCACACCUCACCCUCUACGGUCUGAAGUACGUACGCAUAGACGGCUCCAUGUCCGCCACACAACGUGACGUCGCCCUCGAAGCGCUAGACUCCGAUCCAAAGACGACCAUCAUGCUCGCCUCACUCGCCGUAUGCAGUGUCGGCUUGAACCUCGUUGCCGCAAACCAAGUUGUUCUGGCGGACUCAUGGUGGGCGCCUGCCAUUGAAGAUCAAGCCGUGGACCGUGUGCAUCGACUAGGACAGAAGCGCGAGACGAAGGUCUUUCGUCUGGUAGUUGAAGGUAGUGUAGAGGAGCGGGUCUUGGGUAUUCAAGAGGAGAAGAGGAAGUUGAUGGGCUUGGCGUUUGCGGAGAAGGAGGGCGGGAAGCAGAGGAAGAAAAGGGCUGGAGCUGGUCUAGGUGACCUUCAGAGGUUGCUCGGGACGCAACAGCCUGCUAGUCAGACGCAGACGCAGACACAGGCCGCUUAG
Alternaria ventricosa is the source of this 705-nucleotide messenger RNA. RefSeq lists its product as uncharacterized. The coding region runs from base 1 to 705 and encodes 234 amino acids. The transcript has a single exon. Lineage: Eukaryota; Fungi; Ascomycota; Dothideomycetes; Pleosporales; Pleosporaceae. The record is from RefSeq and is a predicted model, not a curated record.